AUGAAGAUACAUGGAGCUAAAGAAUGUGGACCAGACAAGAGCCUAUCAGUUGAGGAGUCUCUUUCAUCUUACCGAGAGCCUUUGACACCGGACUCGGGGUGUAACAUUGGGUCUCCGGAUGAGAGCGCUGGAGAAGAGCGAUCAUCAAAGAAGCCUAGAUUGGUGAGAGGUGCAGCUGGUUAUACACCUGAUAUGGUAGUGGCACACCCAAUACUAGAAUCAGGCUUGAAUGCUUCUUACCAUCAGUCAGACCAUGCUCUCGCCUUUGACCAUCCUUCUACAUCACUGGUUGGGACUGAAGAUCGAUUGGAAAAGGAGUUUCCUCUAGUGAGUACAAAUUUGCUGAAUAUAUCAGACACAUCCAUUGAAGAGGUGCCUCCAUCAAUCACCCUUUGCUCUCGUCUUGACUCUCUCUUUAUAAAGAAUUUUGGAAAUCUCAAGGAAAUAACACAUCUCCCCUCGAGUUUAUGGUGUCUAGACCUAAGCAAUUCUAGUAUUGAAAGGAUUCCAGAUUGCAUCAAAGCUCUUCAUCUGCUACAACUCCUUUAUCUGUAUGGCUGCAGAAGACUCGCAUCAUUGCCAGAGCUCCCUGUUUCACUCGCACUCCUAUAUGCAGACGAUUGUGAAUCACUAGAGACCGUAUAUUGCCCUCUGAAUCAUACUCGCUAUGCGGAUAUUGAAUUCACCAACUGCUUGAAAUUGGACGAACAAGCACGACAAGAGAUUAUCCAAAGUUCGUUUUUUUGCAAAAGGGUUAUCUUACCAGGAAGAGAAAUACCUGCAGAGUUCGAUCACCGGGGCAGAGGAAAUUCACUGACCAUUCGACUAGAUGGUAACAGUCCUAGUGUUAGGCUUUGCGUCGUGGUGUCACCUAACCAUCAAAUCAGCCAAUAUAGCGGAUAUCCAUCACACAUAUUGUGCCGUCGCAUAGGCAAAAUCAAAGUUGAGGAGAGUUUCUUUCUACGUAAUGUCUCCGAAUAUCGAGCUGAACAUCUUGUUAUAUUGGACUCUGGCUCGUCAUUUAUCGAUCCCUCUGAAGUGAGCAGAGAGAUCAUGCUCGAAUUCAUCAUGAAAUUCCAGGGCUUAGAAAUUAUUGAGUGUGGUGCCCAUGUCUGGACCGAUGAAACAAAGGAAGGGAGCUGCGAAUCUAAAUUAGACCAAGUGUUUGAAGAUGGCUACGAUAGUCUCACUAAUGGGAGCUGUGAGUUUGAACACAGCCAAGCCUUUGAAGACGACACAAAUGGAGUAGUAAUCUGUGACGAGAUUCUCGAGGGCCAAGAACGUACAUAUUGUUGGAGCUGGCUCUUCCUUUGCUUCAAUUGUCUCCCAUUUUGUGAGAAACAUCAGUAG
Arabis nemorensis is the source of this 1350-nucleotide messenger RNA. The record is from the annotation of a GenBank genome assembly. Lineage: Eukaryota; Viridiplantae; Streptophyta; Magnoliopsida; Brassicales; Brassicaceae.